CGGUGGCCUGCGCGGGUCCCUUUGGAAGUCCACGUGGGGAGUAGGAGAGUGUUGUUUUCGCAGAAGAGAAGAGAUGUCGUUUCGAGGAAGAGGCGGUGGCAAUCGAGGUGGAGGCUUCAAUCGGGGUGGUGGCUUCAACAGAGGGGGACGUGGUGGUGGGAGAGGAGGAUUUGGCCGAGGAGGAGGAUUUGGUCGAGGAGGUGGCCGAGGAGGCUUCAACAGAUAUGAUCAAGGACCCCCAGAAAGUGUUGUCAUCCUGGGAGAGUUUAUGCACCCAUGCGAAGAUGACAUUGUUUGCAAAUGUACAACUCAGGAAAACAAAGUGCCUUAUUUCAAUGCACCAGUCUACUUAGAAAAUAAAGAACAAAUUGGGAAAGUGGAUGAAAUAUUUGGGCAGCUUAGAGACUUUUAUUUUUCAGUCAAAUUGUCAGAAAAUAUGAAAGCAUCUUCCUUCAAAAAGCUACAAAAGUUCUUUAUUGACCCAGCGAAACUGCUCCCACUGCAAAGGUUUUUGCCAAGGCCUCCUGGUGAGAAAGGACCUCCAAGAGGAAGAGGAGGGCGUGGAGGAGGGAGAGGUGGCGGCCGAGGUGGAGGUGGAAGAGGUGGAGGUGGUUUCCGGGGCGGCAGAGGUGGUGGUGGUGGGUUCAGAGGUGGAGGUGGUGGCCGUGGAUUUAGAGGUAGAGGACGUUAAAUGACCAUCUGGAAAACUUUACACUUGUGGCUUCAACAGGAUGCCCCUGAGAUGAAUUCUUGAAUGAUGUGAGAUGUGAGCUUUGCAGCAUGCCAGUUGACUAAAGACUGUCUUAUCUCUGGCUCAAGGAUAACUUAUUAAGAGAGGACAAUUUUUGAAGAACUGUAAAGAUCUUGCAAUUCUGACCUUGAAAUAUAUUUGGAUCUUGUUUUUAUCAGAUAUGAAAUAGAAUGUUAUUUUUUAAAAACAAAAGUGUUUUGUUUUUUUACUGAAAACCUCAGAAGAGGGAAAUAAAAUAAAAUAGCUUGCAGGUUUGAAAUAACAUGCACAAUGCUUUAUACUUUUCUCCCCCUUUCCCCAAAACUCGGUGUCUUGUGUGUGUUGGUCAGUCUUAAAAGAAUGUCAAGACAACUUGAAUGCUGUUUCACAAUUGUAUGUAUUUAUAACUUUCCUAAAUGUAAUUUUUGAAGUUCCUUUUGUAAUUAUGUUGAACCCGUAUUACAUUUUUGGGAUGCUAUA
This is a messenger RNA of Heteronotia binoei (common prickly gecko), 1210 nucleotides long. It is a transcript of the gene GAR1, whose product is annotated as GAR1 ribonucleoprotein. The record is from RefSeq and is a predicted model, not a curated record. Gene Ontology annotation, cellular component: box H/ACA snoRNP complex. Bases 74 to 691 code for a protein of 205 amino acids. The transcript has 7 exons. Gene Ontology annotation, biological process: snoRNA guided rRNA pseudouridine synthesis; ribosome biogenesis. Gene Ontology annotation, molecular function: box H/ACA snoRNA binding. Lineage: Eukaryota; Metazoa; Chordata; Lepidosauria; Squamata; Gekkonidae.